This is a messenger RNA of Ruditapes philippinarum (Manila clam), 4289 nucleotides long. Its product is annotated as baculoviral IAP repeat-containing protein 7-like. Lineage: Eukaryota; Metazoa; Mollusca; Bivalvia; Venerida; Veneridae. Gene Ontology annotation, cellular component: nucleus; cytoplasm; spindle microtubule. Gene Ontology annotation, biological process: negative regulation of apoptotic process; regulation of cell cycle. The record is from RefSeq and is a predicted model, not a curated record. The coding region runs from base 131 to 1525 and encodes 464 amino acids. Gene Ontology annotation, molecular function: cysteine-type endopeptidase inhibitor activity involved in apoptotic process. The transcript has 9 exons.
CACAGGCUCUAUUUUUAGUGCCAUGUAAUGUCCGAAAAUUUAAGAAAUUACUAGAUCUUAAUUAGUGCAAAUAACUACUGAAAGUGCCUAACUACAGAAGUUUUGGACUAAAUUUAGACCGAAAACGACUAUGACCACCGAUAUGAACGACAAUUACCCUCAGCAAGUAUCAGAUGAUCAAGCCAAGUCUGAGAGAAGUAAAAUGGUAUUAUCAACUGGUAUUUCACUUCCGGCAAAUUUUCACUGUGACUCAAGAUUUGUUUUAGGUGGGCGUAAACAAACGUCACAUGGACUGAACAGUUUCGGUUUAAACCCACUAAAUACAUAUGUCAGCCAAGCUCAACAAAGCAGACAGGGAAAUGAAGUCCGUUCUUCAACAAUAAGAUUAAGAAGUAUCAUUUCAAACAACCCUGUCAUUACAAGGCCACCUAGGCACCCCGACUAUGUUGAUAGUAGCGAAAGGCGUCCAUCUUAUGCUAGGUGGUUGCAUCGAAAACAAAUAUUGACCGAUGCUGGAUUCUUCUAUACAAGGAGACAAAUUGAUUCAUUCCUGAAUAGGCCGGCACACACGAUGACCCCUCCACAGGUACUAGAAGCUAUAGUUUUUUAUCAAAGGUUAGAAGCAACUGGAUUUUAUGACACAGGGAGACACAGACAGGGUCCAGCAACCGCUGUGUGCCGUCAGCCUGGAUACCAGACAUUGGAGUCAGGACCUGCUUCAUGCCUGAAUUGGCCACUACACAUGAUGCAGACCCCUGAACAGUUAGAAGACGAUAUAUUAUAUCAAAGAUUGAAAGCAACUGACUUUAGUGACACAGAGAGACACAGACAGGAUUCAGCAAAUGCUGUGUACCGUCACCCUGAAUACCAGACAUUUGAGUCACGGCUGGCUUCUUUCAGGAAUUGGCCACCACACAUAAUACAGACCCCUCAACAGUUAGCAAAAGCUGGAUUUUAUCACACAGGUCAUGGAGACGGUGUGCGUUGUUUUGCCUGUGAUGGUGGACUACAACACUGGGAACCGGAGGAUGAUCCAUGGAUCGAACACUGUAGAUGGUUCACUGCUUGUCCGUUUGCAAGAAUCCAGAAAGGCGAUCGUUUCAUAGAACUCGUUCAGACAUAUAAAAAUCAGCUGGAAGCCUUUACUGAAAAUGGUAUGUCGCUUCGUCUAGAGGCAUUGAAACUAAGAGAUCCUGAAUUGCAAGAUGCAAUGGAUGGACGUAAAGCUGUUUGUAAAAAAAUGGGAUACCUGACAAAGGAAAUCAAUGAAGCUAUUAAGGAAUUAAGAGAGAAAGGAACAAGAAAUCCUUCAAUUGAAGAGAUAAUUGAUGUGAUGGAAGUAAUUAAAAGGAGGAAAAUGUUACAGGCUGUAGCAAAUGAGACACCAGCUGAAGAAAACCAACGUCAGAACAAGACAAACUGCCAUCGUGAAUGCAUGGAGUGUGGAGAACCACUGUCAAGGUGUAAAGUUUGCGGUGAAGUUAACCGUAAGAAGAUCCAAAUCAUCAAAAUAGAAUGGAUUUAAUGACAUCUAGUACCGCCUUAAGUAACCAUGAAAACGCCACAACGGAAAUUUUUUAAGCUUUUUAAUGCAUCAAAAUUCCCGAUUAUAAAAUGGAUCUUGUCAAAAAAAAUCACGUUAAAAAUCCUCACCAUUUCAACUAUGACUUAUUGUGUAACAAGUUUUAACAAUGUGUUGUAGCAACUGCUGCUGAAGCUUAGUAAACAAAUUGAUUAAACAUUGUUUUUCAAAAGCAACACACUUAUAGCCAAUCCAUCAUACUAGUUAUUUUUAUAAACAUUUUAUGUAUAGAUUUAUCAUAUUUUUGUGUAAACUUUCAUAAAACUUAUAAGCUAAGAAUUGUUGAUGUUCGAAUGAUCGAUUGGUUGACAGCGUUCUUUGUGUAUGGAAAUGAUCGUCUCCGGACAGCUAAUGAUCAGUUUUCGAAUGUCGAACAUUGUUCAUUGACCAGUUGUACGUCGUACAGUUGUUAAUUGUCUGCAAAAUAUGGAUUUUAAUAUUUUCACCAAUCAUUUCAUAUUUUGUUCUUUAUUUAACUUGUCUGCAAAAUUCAACAUAUAUUUUGUCUGGAAAAAAACAGAUUUUUCAUAUUUUCACCUAUCAUUUCAUAUUUUGUUCUUUAUUUAACUUGUCUGCAAAAUUCAAUUGUGUACGGACAUAAUCCCCUACGGACAAAAUCCCCUUUGCAUACCCGUACAAAAUCCCCUCCAUGGGAGGACAUAAUCCCCUUCAUGUCUUUGCAAGGCUGGACAAAAUCCCUUUACGUACCCAGACAAAAAGUCACGGGAGGGCUUUCACGGGUGGGCAUUUGUCCGCCAUUUCAUAUUUUGUCGGGAAUUUUUUUUAAAAUAGAAUCUAAAGUUUUGCAAAUAAUAAUUAUUUCUUGAAUGCAUAAAGUGAGCAUAACUGCCCAUUCACACCUUAUGGCAAGGAAUUAAACACCCCCUAUAUAAUCUAUAUUGUCUGCAAAAUCUAAAACAUUCUUUUUUUAACUUGUCUGCAAAAUCCCUCUUUGUUUAACUUGUCUGCAAAGUCCAUCUGCAAAGUAAACCGACCCCAUUUUGAAGGGAAAUUAAUCCGCAGUCGCCGUCAUAAUUUAUUGGUAGUUUAUAAGUAAUAAGAUAUCUAGGACUUAAUUAUAAUUCAUAUACAUAUGUUGAUGUUAUUUGCAAUACUUUUAUUUUAUUGACAUUUAAAUUUAUUAACUGUUUACCACUUUUUAGCUCACCUGUCACAAAGUGACAGGGUGAGCUUUUGUGAUCGCUUUUCGUCCGGCCGUCCAUCGUCCGCCCGGCGUCCGUAAACUUUUACUUUAAAUGACAUCUCAUAAACCGCUGAGCCAAUUUCAUCCAAACUUCACAGGAAUGUUCCUUUGGUGGUCACCUUUAAAAAUUGUUCAAAGAAUUAAAUUCCAUGCAGAACUCUGGUUGCCAUGGCAACCGAUAGAAAAAACUUAAAAUAUCUUCUUUUAAAAAACCCAAAGAGGUAGAGCUUAGAUAUUUGGCAUGAAACAUCUUCUAGUGAGUGUCUAUCAAGUUUGUUCAAAUAAAAGCCCUGGGGUCAAAAUUGGCCCCGCCCCAGGGGGUCAUUGAUUUUCCCUAUAUGCAUAUAGUAAAAACUUAAAAAAUCUUCUUUUAAAGAACCCAAAGAGCUAGAGCUAAGAUAUUUAGCAUGAAACAUCUUCUAAUGGGUGUCUACCAAGUUUGUUCAAAUAAAAGCCCCGGGAUCAAAAUUGGCCCCGCCCCAGGGGGUCAUUGAUUAUCCCUAUAUGCAUAUAGUAAAAACUUAAAUAAUCUUCUUUUAAAGAACCCAAAGAGCUAGAGCUAAGAUAUUUAGCAUGAAACAUCUUCAAAUGAGUGUCUAUCAAGUUUGUUCAAAUAAAAGCCCUGGGGUUAAAAUUGGCCCCGCCCCAGGGGGUCAUUGAUUUUCCCUAUAUGCAUAUAGUAAAAACUUAAAAAAACUUCUUUAGAGAACCCAAAGAGCUAGAGCUAAGAUACGUGUUUUGCAAAAGCUUUUUAAAAAAAUCUUCUUUGAAAAAAACCCAAAUAGCUAGAGUUUAGAUAUUAAGCAUGAAACAUCCUCCAGUUAGUGUCUUCAAAGUUUGUUCAAAUAAAAGCCCUAGGGUCAAAAUUGGCCCUGCCCCGGGGGACAUUAAUUUUCCUUAUAUGUGUAUAGCAAAAACUUAAAAAUCUUCAUUGAAUAAAAACAAAUAGCUAGAGUUUAGAUAUUAAGCAUGAAACACCUUCUAGUGAGUGUCUUCAAGGUUUGUUCAAAUAAAAGCCCUGGGGUCAAAACUUGCCCCGCCCUAGGGAUGUCAUUGCUUUUAACUAUAUGUGUAUAGUUAAAACUUAAAAAAUCUUUUUUUAAAAAACUCAACGAGCUAGACCUUAGAUGUUUAGCAUGAAACAUCUUCUAAUGGGUGUCUACCAAUUUUGUUCAAAUAAAAGCCCUGGGGUUUAAACUGGCCUCGCUCUGUGGGCCUAUAUACAGGUGAGCGACUUCAGGGCCAUCAUGGCCCUCUUGUUAAAAUAAGUAAACUGUAAACAUUCUUCCUUGUUUGUGACUCAAGUUUUAUCUUAAACUGGCGUACCUCCAGAAUUAAAGAAUUACUACAAUGUACAGUGGCAUUUAUACAGAGAAGCCCACUAUUGACAGAGGUUAUAAUAGCAUUUUGCAGUUCAAUAGAUCUAUAUAGGCCUAACAAGUAUCAUCAGUCCCUCUAACCCUAAAAAUUCUAUUUUAAAAUAAAACUUUGUUAUAAUUGUGA